GUACAACAAAAACCCUGAGGAUUUUUCGUGUUCGCCGGCGGUGACAUUUACGCGCAGAAACGUUGAUACUCUCUCUCUCUCGACGGAAAAUUCUUCCUCGGAGAUAUGGUGACGGAGCUGGAAGAGCUUGUCGAAUUUUUGUCAUCUCCUUCACCGCCUGUGAAGAAAGCUGCGGUGGAAAUUGUUAGUGGUUUAACUGGUUCCGAGGAAGGUUUACAAUCUCUAUCAAAGUAUUCCGAGAUUCUUCUUCCAUCAUUGUCUCAGCUUCUAAAUGAAAGCAAGGAGGUAUCAGAGCCAGCAGCUCAAGCUCUUGUUAAUCUUUCUCAGAAGUGUGAAUUGGCAAAGAAGAUGAUUCAAAUGGGUUUGAUUAAAGUGGCCAUGGACAUGUUGUAUAAGCCAGAGUCUUGUAUUACCAGAUUACUUGUUAUGCUUCUAGUGAAUCUUACUCAGUUGGAUGAUGGGGUUUCUUCUUUGCUUCAGAUUGACGAUGAGAAGAUGCAUGGACUACAUAUCAUGAAGCUUGUUAGGUCAUUUUGCAGGUCUUCUGGUGAAACUGCUGAUGAUCAGUUUGAGCAUGUUGGUUCGAUCCUUGUCAACAUAUCAAAAACAGAAGAUGGGAGGAAAUUGUUACUGGAGCCAAAGAGACGACUAUUAAAACAGAUCAUUAGGCAGUUUGAUUCAACAAAUCAAUUGCGAAAGAAAGGGGUUGCUGGGACUAUUCGUAACUGUUGUUUUGAAGCCAAAAACCAACUCCAGAAUAUACUCUUGAUAUCAGAGUUUCUUUGGCCCGCUCUGCUCCUACCAGUUGCAGGCAGCAAGACAUACAGUGAGCAAGAUGUCGCAAAAAUGCCACCUGAGCUUGGAAGUGCACUGUCCAUUGAGCGAGAACCAGUUACUGAUCCUGACAUUCGCGUUCAGACACUCGAAGCUAUAUAUUUGAUCAUCUUAGAGGUAAAACAUUUCUCUGUCUCGCUUUCCCUUCUUGUGAACUCUUGUGAAGGACCAAUCAAACCCAAAACUUACAAAAGGUCCUCUGUUAUGUCAAAACUACUUUUGAUGUUGCAGGAGGCAGGUCGAAGGGCAUUUUGGUCAGUCAACGGCCCACGGAUUCUACAAUUGGGAUACGAAUAUGAAGAAGAUCCGAAAGCAAUGAGAGCCUAUGAGCAAGUCGGUUCUUUGCUUGUUGAGGAAGCUGGAGGUCCGGAAGAGUCGUUGGAGCCAACAAAAGCAGAGUCUUGAAGUUCAUUAUUUGUUGUUCUCCGACUCUAGUCCCCAUUAUUGGCUGCCCUCGCAAAGUAAGUUACUUAUCCUGUUAUGAAAGAGUUACUACUACAUCUUGUGCACUACUAGUUGUAACACUAGAUUCGUUAUUGACUUACGCGAUCUUAUUAGUGCUCCAUUUUCUAUUUUUGGUUGUAAUUUUAUUUUAUAUUAGACAUUAUAGUAUGUUAUCUUCGUUAGACAAUAUAUUUGUGUAUUCUUACACACAUUUUUUGCUACUUCUCUAAUUGUUUUGA
This is a messenger RNA of Arabidopsis thaliana (thale cress), 1517 nucleotides long. Its product is annotated as ARM repeat superfamily protein. Lineage: Eukaryota; Viridiplantae; Streptophyta; Magnoliopsida; Brassicales; Brassicaceae. The transcript is spliced from 8 exons. Gene Ontology annotation, cellular component: cytoplasm. Bases 106 to 1239 code for a protein of 377 amino acids. The record is from RefSeq and is marked reviewed.